AUGGGUCUCUUCUCAAACCCUCUGCGGUCUCGCGAGAACCGCAGGGCCAGAUUACCCAAGUACGAGCAACUGAGUCCGUUGCGAACCAAGGAGCGUCUCUCCAAUGACGACGACGACUACUACUCCGACGAAGACACGGACGGCUACUCUACCACGUCGACAUCCUCACCGAGUGCGAGGAGCUCAAGAAACACCUCUUCUUCCCUCUCCAGCGCCGCCUUAAUGUUGCCGAAACGAGCGCUCGCUACCGCCCGCCGACCGCGAACCCACAUGUACAGGUUGCCCAACCGCAUCAUCAGAUAUCUCUGCUUUGGUCUGCUCACCUUUAUGCUGGUCAUGAUCAUGUCACUGGCGCGCGCCAGUCAUGUUGAGAACAAGAUGAUUUCGGAGGGCAAGGUGGAGAAGAAACCGGACCCUCCCCCCGUAUGGGAAUCCUUCGGCUUCCUCCAAAGAUACUACGGCGGUAUCAGAUCAGUCGUUCCCCCAACGAACUAUAUUCCCUCCUACCCUCGGUCCGAGGAUGAGACUCCCCUGGACCAGCUCGACAUCAACACCACGGCGACUGCUACCAGCGAAGAUGGCAUCGAUGACGCUGUGAGGCGAUCGGUGCCCAAGAGCAAGAUGUUCCUCGACCAUCCCGACUCCAUUUUCAACACCAAGCCCGAGAAGAUUACCGAGUGCUUCGUCGACAAGGAGAACAAGGUUCGUGUGCCGCCGAUUCGCUACUUCGACGGCCGACCCCAAGGAUUCCCCCAGCACGUCGAGGGAUCCUACGAGCUCCUGAACCUUCCUGAGAACAUCUGCUACGAGCGCUUUGGACGCUACGGUCCUUAUGGCUUCGGAUACUCCGUCCCCGCCGGUGGUCUUGGCGUCGGUGAACAUGGCGAGAAGGAGGGCUCUGAGGCCGUCUGGGAACAGGCUGCCAAGGUGGAUUGGCGCAAAGUCAACUGGGCUGAUGCUCAACAACGCUGCUACCAGUCCAAUUCGCAAAGAUUCAAGGCCAUGCCGCCCAAGGUCCCGAUGGCGCGUGGUUUCUACAUCGACGAGCCUGUUCAGAAUGCUACCCUGGUCGCCCGCGAUCCGCUGGACAACUUGGAGCCCACCGCGAAGCCCGUCCAAGAUGGCAAGCCUGAGGAGAAGAGCGAGAGCAAGCCUGCCAGCGAAGAACCAAAGAAGGACGAUGAGAAGGGCGCUCGCACUGCGGUCGUGAUCCGUGUUUGGGACGAGUACAACUGGCGCGAGGACGACAUCAUGAACGUUCGAUCUGUCAUCUCCGAGUUGGCCCUGGCCUCUGGCGGACGCUACGACAUCCACCUUCUCGUUCAGAUCAAGAACGACGCCGCCCACCCCGUCUUCGCCGACCAUGAGGUUUAUGAGCGCCGUAUUAGGGAACGCAUUCCCGAAGAGUUCAGAGGUCUUGUCACGCUGUGGACCGAAACACAGAUGCUGUCCCUCUACCAGGGUCUCUUUGACCUGUUCACCCGUGGUCCCGACCUGCCCGUUCAUGGUGUUUACCGCGGUCUUUCGAUGGCCAUGCAGUAUUUUGCCCACCAGCACCCCGAAUACGACUACUACUGGUCCUGGGAGAUGGACAUCCGCUACACUGGACACUACUACGAUCUCUUCAGCAAGAUGGAGGACUGGGCCAAGGAGCAGCCUAGAAAGGGCCUCUGGGAACGCAACUCCCGUUUCUACCUCCCAAGUGUUCACGGCUCAUGGGAGGACUUUAGGCAGAUGGCUCGCGUUCAAUCUGAGAUGGGCACUGACGGAGCCGACAACAUGUGGAAGAACAUGCCAGGCGCAAAGAGCAAGGACGGCAAGGAUCCCACCCAAGUUUCCCGCGCAGAGAAGACCAUCUGGGGUCCGGAGCGACCUCUGAAUGAGGAGGAUUGGUUUGAGAUCGAGAAGGACCCCAAGCCUCCUACCAGCUACGAGAAGGACAAGUACAAGUGGGGAGUCGGCGAGGAGGCUGAUCUGAUCUCCUUCAACCCCAUUUUCGAUCCUGAAGGCACCACUUGGCUCCUGUCAGAGGACAUUACCGGAUACAACAAGAACAACCGCAACGAGCGUAUGCCUCCGAGAAGAGCGCACAUCAUCACCGCGUCACGCAUGUCUCGUCGCCUCUUGAUGACGAUGCACCGCGAGACGGCUUUCAAGAAGCACUUCGCAUUCCCUGAGAUGUGGCCUGCCACGGUCGCCUUCCACCACGGAUACAAGGCCGUCUUCGCACCUCACCCCAUGGAGUGGCCCACAGAGUACAUGGCCCAGGUCCUCAACGGUGGCAAGAACGGCGCUAGCGGUGGUUCUCGCACCGCUGUGUUUGGCCAGCGCGAGCACAACUUGCGUGGUCUGUCUUGGUUCUACAACUCUGGUUUCGCCCCAAACUUGUACCGCAGAUGGCUUGGCCUCAGGGUAAACAACGACGGUGGCGAAGAGUUCGAGAAGACCGAGGACACCACCAAGGAUGGCUCGAGCGUCGGCCAAAUGCGCGGCGGCGAGGGCCGCAUGUGCCUGCCGCCAAUGCUCAUCCACCCCGUCAAGGGUGUUGAGUUGCCUGUGGAGGCGAUACCCGAGGAAGACAAGGAGAAUGCCGUUCCUGAGUCUGAUCCCAAUGCAUGA
Molecule: messenger RNA, 2619 nt
Organism: Colletotrichum chrysophilum
Lineage: Eukaryota; Fungi; Ascomycota; Sordariomycetes; Glomerellales; Glomerellaceae
Exons: 2
Coding region: 1-2619 (872 amino acids)
Source: RefSeq, a predicted model, not a curated record